AUGAAGCGCUCUCUGUCUGCUUCGAUAGAAUCGUCGUCCUUGUACACAGCUUCCAAUUCCAACAAGUCAUCGAAGAGACUCAAGCUAGAAAAUGAAAUUUUUUCCAAAUCAAUAAAAGACAUAGAGAAAAUGUUCACCAUCGAUAAUUUCAAAAACGAAAACAAUUUUGUUAACAACCAAGCAGUCAACCAGGGCAGCAUUGCAUCUACCACUCUCACAUCGGUUAACUCCCACCACCAUCAUAUAAAGACGAAACAGCCGACUCCUGUAGUUGUAGCAAAACACGAUUGCAAUUAUUCCUACGUAGACAGUGACGUUCAUCAAUACCUCACCAGCCAACAUGGAGCCAGCAACCACCAGCACUUGAAGUACGAUUGCAUAAAUUUAUCAUUUUUAGCAUCGGCCUCUCCGUCGGUAGCUGCCCAUCCCAAGUACGCAAACAUUAACGACUCGUGUUACUUCUCCAAGGCAUCAUGCUUUGAGCACAAGGGAAAUACCCAGGGAGCAAUUCCCAUCUUGCCUUCGCAAUCGAAGAUGGUUCAACAGCCUACAAAAAGUAUGAUGGACAUGUCCAUAGACGAUGUGGUCGACGACGAACUCGACGACGCAUUCGACACCAAAUUGCACUUCAUCACCUUCAACAAGAACAACUUGGAGCGUGACUUGAACUUGAUAGAUCAAUUAAUACUAUUGAACUAG
This is a messenger RNA of Scheffersomyces stipitis CBS 6054, 699 nucleotides long. RefSeq lists its product as uncharacterized. The transcript has a single exon. The record is from RefSeq and is a predicted model, not a curated record. Bases 1 to 699 code for a protein of 232 amino acids. Lineage: Eukaryota; Fungi; Ascomycota; Pichiomycetes; Serinales; Debaryomycetaceae.